Pocillopora verrucosa is the source of this 1253-nucleotide messenger RNA. The record is from RefSeq and is a predicted model, not a curated record. Lineage: Eukaryota; Metazoa; Cnidaria; Anthozoa; Scleractinia; Pocilloporidae.
CCAGAAAAUGCAACAGCGGGCAGUGUAACAACUUUCAAUUCAAACAUCGUGGUAUCUCAUGGGAAAGCCGGCUCCGCGAAGUCAAAGUGGGAAUUAGGGUUUGAGUACUUACCUUACCUGUCAAUCCUUGCCAUUCCUGCAUUUCUUUGGGCUGUGACUUCCAAGCUCCGAAAGAGGAGUGGAGUGAAUAAAACCUCAGCAAACGAGAAUGAAACAGUACUGCAAUACCAGCGAGUAGAAACUGAAACAGUGCCAAUGGUUCCAGUUCCGUCCUGGGAGUUUCCGAAGGAAAACUUGGCGAUUGAAAGAGUAGUUGGUCACGGUGCGUUUGGAGUAGUCUCUAAAGGCUACGCUCGAUAUCUGCAGGGCUACACAGAAUGGACAGUUGUGGCAGUAAAAAGCUUGCAGGAAGGUGCGACGGAAAGUGAAAGAAGAGAUCUGUUGUCUGAAUUAAACCUCCUAAAGAAACUAGAACCUCAUCCACAUGUAAUAACACUUUUGGGUUGCAUCACAGAGGAAAAAGAAAACCCAUAUGUAAUCAUUGAGUAUGUACCUUACGGAGAUCUUCUCGGUUACCUUCGGAGAAGUCGUGGGUGGCACGACUGUUACUACGAAUAUCCCGAGAUAAAACCAGCGACGUACCUGACCUCCGAGCAGAUCCUGACAUUCGCCUGGCAGAUAGCUGACGGCAUGCAAUAUAUCUCAUCUAAAAGGAUCAUCCAUCGAGACCUAGCAGCAAGGAAUGUAUUGGUUGGUGAAAACCUCAGAUGCAAGAUUACAGAUUUUGGGAUGGCUCGCGAUAUUGAUUUGCAAGAUAUUUAUAUACCUCGUAAUCAGGGUCGAAUUCCUGUUAAAUGGACAGCAAUUGAAGCAAUGACUGGAAGGAUGGAAUACUCAACGAAAAGUGAUGUGUGGAGUUUUGGAAUCGUUUUAUACGAGAUUUGCACCAUUGGCGCUGAACCUUAUCCCGGAAUAAGUCCAUAUAAGAUUCCAAGAGUAUUACAAAAGGGGUACAGAAUUCCUAAACCUGAUUAUUUUAAGGAUGAGUUGUAUAAUAUCAUGCUGAAUUGUUGGGAAACGGAUCCUGAAAUAAGACCGUCAUUUGAGUUUUUAUGCUCCUCCAUCAGGGGAUUACAAAAGUCUAAUCAGGUUAGAAUUCUUGUGACAAAUGUUACUCGUAUUGCAGAUCCUCUUAAGUAUUUAUCUUGUAAAUCAGUGCUCAGGAUUAUGAUCGUGCGAGUGAUGGACGAAUG